CAUUGGAAGAGAGAAAAAGAGGGUGGCGCAUGCGCGUUGGGCCGACGCCAUCUCUAAACUACUGUGCAUUUAUUACUUGUUGAAAUAUUUCGAUGAUUUUUAUUAGAUUUUUGUGUGCUAAUUCGUGAUAAAAAGCGUUAAUCAUGGAAUUACUGUGCCGCGAGUGAGGUCAAGUGUACGUGCGCGUCAUUUCGUGACUACAUCAUUCCAAUCAGUGCCGUCGGCGGGGUCUCGUCUUGCGGAAGUUUCAUAGCUAUAGUAACGCAUAUUUUUUGCGACUGUCGCUACCGCGCUCGCAACACACAAGUUUUAUGAGCGUUCAUCAACGAAAACGCUAGUGCUUUCGUCGCGGCGAAGCGAGUGAGUUUUAGUUGAUAUGAACUCUGCUUUAAAACCAGUGCUGCCCCAGCCGGGGGUGCCGCACGGCGGGCAGGCGAGUCCCGCCAAGGGCAACGUCGCCAGCGCCAACCACGCGGGGGCCCUUCCGCAGGGCGCCAACUCGCUGCACGCGCCCAACAGCGUCAACGUGCAGAACCUGUCCCAGCACGCGCCCGGCGCGCCGCCGCCCUCGCACGCCGCGCCGUCCAUGGCGCCCGUGUCCGCCAACAUGGCGCAGAUGGCUCAGAACAUGAGCCACCACGGCAACCUGUCGCUGGCGCCGCACCCCGCCGCGCCCGCGCCCGCCGCCAGCCCCAGCAAGAGCGCCAGCACCAGCGCGCCGCUCAGCCUGGUGCAGGACAAGGUGCCUGUCUCCCAGCCCCUGGCGCUGACCCGCACACCCGAGAAGAAGGAGCCCGAUUCUACUGGCCAGGCGAAUGGCACUGUUGAAUCUCCAAAAUCUGCCUCCAACGCACCUGCUAUGCUCAAACCUCAGAAUCCUGAACCCAAACAGGAGAAACAGGACAUUGCUAAAACAUCACCGAGCACACCUAAGCCGCCCGAGAAACCAGCCAGCACCCCUGGCACUCCACAGAAGCCUGAAGCUACUCUACCUGUUAGUCAAACAGAUGGCCCCGCACAACCUAAAGUUGCCACUGCAAAUGAACCUCCAGAAAAAUCACCUUCGAAACCCACUGAGCCUAAACCAGCACCCACAGCAGACGUUGCACCCUCACAGAGUGAUAGUAAACCGGUGCCCGAGUCAGCUAAUGAAUGUCAAAGUCAAGAAAAACCACCAUCCCCACUGAAACCAGAGAAAAGUGCAGAGGAAAGUGCAAAACCUGAGCCUUCACCAGAGAAGGAAGACAAAAAAGAUGAGGUCAAGGAGGAACCAGUAAAAAUAGAUCCACAGCCACUGAAAACAGAAAAAGCUGAACCAGAAAAGGUGGAGCCAGCCAAACAGGAGGAACCAGAUAAACCACAGAAAGAUGAACCUGUAGAAGAAAAAAAACCAGAUACAAAACCAUUAUCAAAAGCAGCACUGAAAGUGACUCCAAAGUCCACAUUAAAGUUGGCCACAGUGACUCCUCCAAUGAGGAAACGGCGGCAGGUGACAGAGAAGCUUGAGGGGGCAACUCCAUCAAAAAAACCUGCCGAAGAAGCUGGGACUCCUGACACUCGAACAAAAAGGAAUAGGACAAAGGUGCAGCUGUACCAGUCGCCAACGCCGGAGAUAGCGAUGGCUACCAAACUGUCUGCGUCGGCGGGUCGCGCCACGCCCACCAAACCCAAUGAUGACAAACUUAUUGUUUUUUACAAAAAUGAAUACCUAGCAGUUCGCAAUGCGGAGGGCGGGUUCUACGUGUGCCAGGCCGUGCAGAAUGUCUACCGCUCUACACGCAAGAUCAAGAUCCGCUGGCUCUCUCAGGACAAGGCAGACUCCAGCGGGGAGACUUACAAGCCAGACUUUUAUGAUGUUACAGAUAUGGAGUGCGUCCUUACGACGUUAUCGCUGAGUCGCGCGAGCGGCGGCGCGCAGGUGCUGAAGGCGGGCGAGCGCGCGCGCGUGCAGUCCAUCCUGCAGCGAGCGCUGCGCGCCGAGCAGAGCGGCGCCAACCACCUGCAGCUCACGGAGGAGCACCCCGACGGAUUGGAUCUGUCGCUGUACACAGACGAGUCGCAGCUGGAGAAGAAGGCGUCCCGCAAGAGGAACAGUUCCAAAUCCUCUCCCAAAGCUGAAGCAGACGAUAGCGAAACUGCUAAAAGCGAAGCGACGCCAAGCAAAAAGGCGCGAACGACGCCGAAACGCAGUCCCAAAAGCGUCAGUAAAGCGCCCGCAGCGGCGCCGGCGCGGCCCAAAGGCGCAGGUAGUUCGCCCGCUGGGGCGACUAGCAAGGUAGGCAUAGUCCGACGGAUAUAUAGACAUACGGCCACGGCGUUGACGGAGAAGGCGAAGGCGAAAACGCCGACAAAGCGCACGCCCGCCAAACCGACAAAGGUUGAGACGCCCGUUUCCACGCCGCGGAAAGGAAGGCGCGCCGCGAAAGAGAACAAAUCAACCCCUGUAGUGCCAACCCCCUCGACGUCGACCGGCAAAACGGGUCGCACGCGCCGAUCGCUGAAGAAAUAACACUCGCACAACACUCGCCGCGACAGUCGCGUCGCGCUCGUGUCGCGCGACAGUCGCGUCGCGCACGCGUCACACAGAGAGUCGCACGCGCAUGUGCGUGACUGCAGGAGGUCAUGAGGACUGUACUUUACAUGGCGAUAUACAGUGAGUUUAAAUAAAAUUAUUACAUGGACUCAAAGUUUAACUUUUAUGACCACAGAUAUGUUAAUAACAAGGUAAUAGAAAUGGCAUACGCGUUACUUAACACCUCUAAACUUUCAACUACAUUGGCUCUUUCAUUUGAUACACAAAGAAAUAAACUUAAGCUUGAGCAGUGUCAAGUAACAAUUAAAAUUCAACAAUUUUAAGUCCAAGGUUAGUAUCCUCUAUAGUUACUCAUACCAGUAGGUCUUGCCUUUUUAUUGCCUUGUUAUUGAGAUUUCCUUGUUCAUAAUAUUAGAAAUGUCAGAUGAAAAAAGUUUAUUGUCACAUAUAUUGAAUUAUGUGAAAGUGGUGAACUCUUUUUUUUUAAACGGCUCACCCCUUUUUUAUUAUUAAAAUGCAGUUUUCGCAAUUUACAAAGUACGUAAUUUACGUAAUUUUUUUCAUUUCGUUAAUCCAUGAUAAUGGAUCACACUGGUAAAUUGUUGAAUUUAUAACAAUAUCAUUGAAGAAGAACUUAUAGUUAAAAAAAACCAUGGCUAUCAUAAAGAAGAGUUGGAAUAAAAUUGAGUAUCUACCUACAAAACACAACAUGCUCUACAACCUGGGGCAUAGUUGAUUUUUUACCUUUGUCUGUUACAGUCUGAAGCAAAAUACCUCAGACUAAUUACUUAAGGACUAGUAUUGCACCCAACUUCAUGAACAUGAAUAUGAACAAAAUUGUCUGUAAUUUUUCGAGGAAAACGAGCUCAGAUACUUUACACUAAACUAGAAGUUGUUGACCGUUUUUUAUUCCAUUUAACUAUACAAAUCUUCCUUUAAUCAACUAAAACGACUAGAACUAUGAAACAUAGAUUCUAUAGACAGUUUUUACAGAAAAUCAUAAUACUAAUAAAAUGAUCAUAAUACUUUGACAGAAAAAUAUCGUCUGCCGAGGCAGGUCCUCGUGUAAUUAGUCUGAGCAAAAUUCUUAUAAAAGUAAUUUAAAAAAAAAUUACAUGUGGUCCAUUUGCGUUAGGUAUGCUCAAUCAAAGUAAUGUGGUGUCUCAUAUUGGUAAUGUGUUUGAGGUCAUAAAAAUACUACCUAUGACAUAGGUAGUAUUUUUAUGACCUAUGUUAUAUACAUUGUGACAAAGAUUAUAAGAAUAAGUCUCAGAGAGGUACUGUACCUACAAGUUUCUGUCAUUUUUGUGCAACUUGACCAUGAAAGAAUAAUGCCUUAUGUAGAUUUCGAAAACUGUAUUUGAUUUCAAAAUAGCAAAACUUCUUAAACAUAUUAAUGGUACUGCAAUAAUGUACUUUAGUCUUAAAACACCAUUUGUUUGUAAAAAACAGCAAAGUUUUCGUGAUUUGCAAACUGUACUUAUGGGACGGAGUAUCAAACCUUAAAAAUGUAACAGAACCAUUUAUGUUGUUAAUUAGGCCUAGAUUAGUUGAAUGCCUUCAAAUAUUACGAAUAAGCAAUUGUGUAAGCCUCAAAAAAUAUAAAUAUUUUUUUUAAAUGAACAAAAUGAGGUUGAAUUUUAUGGUCCUCAAAGUUCUUGCACACAAAAAUUAAAUUAAAUAAAUAUUUCCAAACCUUUGAAGAUGUUUUAAAUAAAACAUAUUAUGUACUAUAAAAAACUGUGAGAGAACUAACAGCAUGUUUAAUUGCUGUGGUAUUCAAAUGAAUAUAAUUAUUUAUGAUAGUGAAGUUGGGAUACAAAAAAUACGUUUUGUGACAUCGCUAUUUACACGUGUUGGUAAUAGGUAGUAAAAAAAAAACUACAGCCUAUAAAAGCAAUUUUUAUUACUUAGGCUUACUGAAAUUGUCACUUAUUUCCUUCAAAAUAAGUAAAAAAUUUUGAGCCCCCCCCAAUUCCAUUACGUUACGCUCAAAUCGAUAGAUAUUCGAAAUGUGAAGUUUUUAGCUUUAAACUCACCUACCUUAUCUUAAUCUGACGUGCUGGUUGAGACUUUAUGAAGUUAGUUUUUUUUUGGUUGCCAUAUAUAAUAUACAUUCCCACCAAUAUUAAGGGCUCAUACUUGGUGGAGGUACUCAACAACAUGCAAGGUGUUGUCUCUUAUCAGCCGCGCCCGAGUAACUGCAAAAAUCCCCUCUUCGGCUCCCCUAAAGACGACAGCUCGUAGACAAUAGACUACUGUCAAAAUCUAUUUGCUGCAUUGAAGUGUCAGUAACUAAAACUAUACUUUGAUAUUAUGAUGAAAUGGCACUGUAAAUAUAUGUAGGUACACUAAUUUGACAGAACUGCUUUGAAAUCGGGGCUUUAUAUACAUUUUGUGAAGUCAAAUUAUUACCAGAGCUGUCAAUAGUGAUGUCACAAAGUCACGUGAUACUAUUGUCUGAGAAUUACCCAACAAUUAUUACACACAAAACUAUAUUUGUGUGACUCUCUGUUUGACAUACAUACCUUAGUGUAUACUGUAGUAUUUAUUUGUUUACUUAUUUGGGUCAUUUGUACGCAUAAUAUUUUAUAUAAGGAUAACAUUUUAUAUGUUUCGUUUUUUUUUAAUAUAUUGACAAUGAAUUUUUGUUGGUUUCACAGAGCUAUAAAUAUUUAUGUCAUAAUAAUAUAGAAUGUUUUACAAAGAUAUACAACUGUAAAAAAAAUUACACAUUUAAUGAAUUUAUUGUAAACUGUUUGACAUAUUUUGACAGUAGUGUUAAGUCAGAUGCAAACAAAUCUCUAAAUUGACUGUUUUUUAAUACCCUACUCCAAAAGGAUUUAAUUUAUAAACUGUCAAUUUAGUGUCAAAAGCUGAUCAAAAUGUGUCUUUGUUUUGUAAAACAUUUCUACAUGCAUACAAUAGCUUACAUUUAAGUAAAACUUUUAACUUUUGGUUUGUUUUUUUUUACAAUUAUAAGUACAUUGUAGACAUUAAUUUAUCGAUUGCACAAUAUAAACUAUGUUCAUAUAUAUACACAGUAAAUUAUUACAGUCACAUUCAACAAACAAGUUCCGCACAUACCUGUAGUAAUUUUAUUGGUAGCUUACACUAAAUGUCAAUUUAGUGUAAAAAUGUAGAGCCGAAUUAGCACCACUAUAUUCUUACAUUUUAAUAUUGAUAGUAGAUACAACAAUCUGAUCUGUAACUAUUUUUUAGUUGAAUUUGUCAUUGGCCUAUAAGGACUUGUAUCCAAGGCUGUAAAAUAAAUAAAAAAAAAAAAUGAAUUUGUCAAUAUAUAGUUCAUAAUAGUUUUUUUAUAAAUAAUUUUAGUAUGUGCGGGACUUAAUUAAUGUUUUCUUGCAACACUACCGUAGUCGUAGGCGAUCUGAGACAUCGAAAGUCAAAAAAAUGUUGAAAAAAAACAUCACAAUGUUUAUUUAAAUUAAAAGUAUGUUAAUUUUUUCUCUAAUAUAAUAUUUUCUCUGAUGGAAUAUAAAUAAAAUACAGUCUAUGUAAAUAUUAAAAGUUAAACAAAAAAUAUCAUAUUAUUAGUUAUAUGUGACUGAGUGUGAGGGAGUAACUCCAUUUUCUCGGUACGCAAAGAAAUCUGUUAAAAUGCGUACAGGUACGACUAAAUAGGGUCACUCCCUAAUUCAGUUUUAGAAUGUUAUAUUAUUAUACUUGGAAUGGGGUGUUUUGCCUCUGUAAACGUUAAGCAAUAGCUAUAAUUAAGUUUGAUUUUUAUAUAAGAUUAAUUCUAAACGAUUCUUUACUUUUCUAGAUUAUUGGAUUUAUUGCGAAAUGAAAUUAUUGUAUAUUAGUACAAAGUAUCAAUAGACUGGGAGUUGGUGAACUAAUUGUUUUAUCUAUUAACAUUAGAACUCUUUUUUAAUUUACAUAUUUUCUACAUAAUUACGAAUAAAUAAUUGAGUUAUUUAAUUUAUCACACUUCGUGUUUGUAUUAGUAUAGAUGUGUUUUUUAUUUUAAAUUUUUAUUUAUGAUAUGAAAUCACAGCCAUUAUUAUAAAGUCAUCCAGUUAUUGGUUAUUAAAUAACCUUGUUUUAUUUUUUUAUUUAUUAAAUAAUCAGCCGUGAUAAUGUAUGAAAUCACGGUUGUUGAAUUUUACUAAUUCAAAGUGCAAAAUUAAAAAAAAAGACAAGUGAAAUACUAUGAACAAACUGUUCACCAACUCUCACAAAGGUGAGUGUUAAAGCUUCAUAAGAAUGUUUAUUUUGAUAUGACUCAUUUUUUUUUGUUUAAAAUUAGGAUAUUUCGCAUAAAUUGGACUAUUCAAAAUGAAAAAAAAAAUUUGAUCAUCUAUCUGGACCAAUCAUACUAUUCUAGUGGUGAAUAUUGCAAGGAAUUGUACACAUUUGUAUACCAAAUGCGUUAGCUGUAUUGUAAAAAUGAUUCAUGAGAGUUAUAGAUUAUAUUUAAACAUAAUAGGGAAAUAAUAAAUCUUGUCCCAAUGUGUCUAGGCGAGCAUGACCGUACAAAUAUGACAAAAAAAGUUGGCAACCCUAGAGCGAGGGAACGACGCAUGACGUCAUCUUUUUUCGAGUGUGCAGCCGACUCCAUCGAAUUAUAUGACAUUUUCACGUCAAAAUCGGUUGUCUGUAAAGUCGGUGUAUGAACUUUAAGAGUUACUUAAUCGAAUAUAUUCAUACUCGUAUUAGGUGAGAGAUGCAUAUUCAAAAACAUGAAAUAAUAAUGUUUUCUGUUACAUUAUGUAACUUAUUUUUAAACUUAAUGUUAUAAAAACGGUCAUGCAGGUCUAGUAUACUCGAUGGACAGAUAAUAAAUUUAAACGAAUCUGUUUCAUACAAAAUGUAUCUUUUACUUUUACAUCACUAGUGUUUUUAAUGUUGUUUUGAACACCAAACAUGUGAAAUAAAGCUAUUUUCACACACAACAGGGCAGUGAUAUGAAUGUAGCGGAUUAUUUUAGUUGAAUAUUUUUACUCAGUUUAAUGUUGUAGCAAUGCUACGUACACAGUAACAUUGCUCUGUUGUGCGAAGAUAUCCAUAAUUUUUGUUGUGUCAUUGCGGAUGACCUAAAGAUUCGAAACGCUUUAAAUACGCCUUAUGUAUAUUAAAUUUGGCGAAAUACAUCCAUUGUGAAAUGUACGUAUAUGGCCAUUAUGAAAGUUUAAUAAUAGUAUAAGAUCCGGCAUAAGAAAUGUAUAUCCUCAUCUGUUAUUUAAUUGGGAUAAGAAGUAAAUGAUACAAAAUAUUCACAUUGACACAUAGGUUGCCUAGUUGAACUGCGGCCGAACAGUUUUAAAUGUUUUUUUAAUCUCCUUCCCACAUUGGUUAAUUUAAAAAAAUCAUACACUAGUUAAUAGCAUAUACCCAAAAAAAAAUUCAAACUGCAACUGCAAAUAUAAACAGUUGAGAAAUGUUAUUCAUAUACCCUCUUCCGUUAUUUAGUUGUCUAUGUCUAAUAAAAUCUCAUUUUAUGUUUAAUUUAACUGUAUUAAUUUAUGGCAACCUAGCAUUUGAUCUAGUUCUUGGUAUCCUAGAUUUUGUAUGUAAAAUGUAGUUGGCCACAUUUAUUUUAUAGCACUAAUGAAAAACAGAUGAGGGUAUAUAUUUUAAUGCCGGAUCUUUGACCUUAAGCUGGAUUUUUGUAAAAGGUACAACUUAUUCAAAAGUAUUAGUCAUUACUUUUGAAUAAGUUGUACCCAUUUCAAGCAGUAUUUUUGCCUAUUUGGAGGGGUGGAGAAAUAUUGGUCACGUGUUUUUUUUAUUUAAUAAAAACAUUUGAUAAUGUAUGUAUGAAAAGAGCCAUAGUUUACCGGCCUGGUGUAUAUAACGUUCGUGUCUUUGGGCCGUCCUUACGUUGUUACGAAGCUCGGUUGAGUGUGUGUGUGACCCUUAGGACAACUAAUUAGGUACCUAAUUGUAGGCGAUAUUUCUAAAUAGGUUAAUUUCUAAAGGAGAAAAUAAGUUUUAGAGUUAUAAAUUAUUGCGUGUGCAUUUUCUGUUUGUCGGAGCGAAUGUUGUAACCCGAGUGUAACUUGUCAAGUUUGCAAACGUGAGUCAGCAUUAACUUAUUAAAAUGACAGAUUUUCAUUUUAUUUGACAGAUAUUUUCAUUAUCUGUCAACUGUCAGAUAUCUUUAAUAUCUGUCAACUGUCAGAUAUCUUUAGUAUCUGUCAACUGUCAGAUUAAUGUGACGUUUGUCAAGUUGGAACCUUCCACUGCGGGGCUCUGGUCCUCUGGUACAAUAGCGUGCAUAUGUUAGCGUUUUAUACAAGUGAUAUCAGUCGAGAGUACUAUUGUAACAGAAAGUCCACAAAUUUAUAUGCAAUCCAGAAGUAAAUAUAAAUAAUUUAAGGACAACAA
Molecule: messenger RNA, 8887 nt
Organism: Bicyclus anynana (squinting bush brown)
Lineage: Eukaryota; Metazoa; Arthropoda; Insecta; Lepidoptera; Nymphalidae
Product: proteoglycan 4
Exons: 9
Coding region: 377-2509 (710 amino acids)
Source: RefSeq, a predicted model, not a curated record